Molecule: messenger RNA, 1200 nt
Organism: Didymosphaeria variabile
Lineage: Eukaryota; Fungi; Ascomycota; Dothideomycetes; Pleosporales; Didymosphaeriaceae
Exons: 1
Coding region: 1-1200 (399 amino acids)
Biological process (GO): protein N-linked glycosylation; N-acetylglucosamine metabolic process
Cellular component (GO): membrane
Molecular function (GO): beta-1,4-mannosylglycoprotein 4-beta-N-acetylglucosaminyltransferase activity
Source: RefSeq, a predicted model, not a curated record
AUGUUGGGUCGAAGCAACAUAGCAGCGAACAAGCGCUUCCUCAAGAUUUCGGCCGUGGGCGUUUUCGUCUUCUCCGUCGCCUUCUAUAUAUUUCCAGUACCUACGCUCCCUUUCACGUCCUCGAACAACACUUCAAUCAACCUCAAAGAUAUAUCAUUAGCGUCCGAACAGUCAAUCCUCGAGCCCAGCGAACGCGAUGCAGUCUGCUCCUCACACGGAGUUCGUCCCUACCACCCAACACAACACAACUCGCAUAAACAUGGCCGACGAAAAGUUUACGAUCUCUUCAUGCUCAAUACUGAGCUUGACUGGCUAGAAAUUCGACUGCACGAGCUGGCCUCACAAGUCGACUACUUUGUCAUCCUUGAGUCGCCCAUCACCUUCACAGGGCUCCCGAAAAAAAUGUACUACGAGGAGAACAAGCACAUGUUUCAAGAAUUUGAGGAUAAGAUCAUUCACCAUGUGCUGGAACCGCCGCCAGAAGGACAUCCAGGUCACAUCGAAGGAGUAACGCUGGUGCCUGGGUCGCCUGAAUACGAGGCACAUGCAUGGACCAUGGAGCGGUUCCAGCGGAACGCUAUGUUUUCGCAAGUGUUGCCCUUUUUGACCAAGGACGCCGCACCAAACGAGGAAGAUGUCAUUAUCGUCUCAGACAUCGACGAAAUCCCUCGGCCGGCGACGGUGCAACUCCUCCGUGAGUGCCAAUUCGGUCGCAUUACGACCUUGCGCAGCAGAUUCUACUACUACAGCUUCCAGUGGCUCCACCGAGGACAGGAGUGGGCCCACCCCCAGGCAACAACGUACCAUGGUGAAAAGGGGACCAUCCUCCCCGCUAGUCUUCGCGAGCUUGAUGGCUCCCUAGCGGCGGUCCCUGACUCGGACAAGAAAACCAUCUACAAUAGCGCCUGGCACUGCUCGUCCUGCUUCUCAACCUUAGCCGAGAUGCUCCUCAAGAUGAAGAGCUUUAGCCACACCAAUCUUAAUGCAGAGAAAUUCAGAAGUAAAGAGAGGAUCGUGGAGCAUAUCAGAAAUGGCAAGGACUUGUGGGAUCGGUGGUUCCAGUGGUACGCACGGGUUGACAAGAACCAGGACCUUCCUGAGUACCUAAAGCAAGAGGUGGAAAAGGGCAGGUUUCUAUAUAUGAUCGAUCGGGAUGGUGAGAACGCGGGGUUCGAAGACUACACACGCGAUGAGGUCUAG